AUGAGGAUAGGACAGUCGAGCUGGGUGCUGCUGGCAGUCGUGCUACUGUCCCCGAUCCAUGCCGCGAAGAAGAACGCCGAUAAUGCCGGCGACGGUGAGAAAGCUCAGGGGAAGAUAUCGGCGUCUCUCAAGCUCACCGAUGAGGACGUCAAGAACAGAACGAGCAAAGCGAUGAAGAUGCCAGAGAAGCGGGAACAAAUUGGCGAGGUAAUACCGAUAAUACGUAGCAUGUCGCCGCCGCAGAAGCUGGCAAUGGCGACUCUAAUCUCCACGAGGAUAUCCAACAACGACACGACCUCACCGCCGCUCGAGGAAGUCCGGACUCUUUUCGGUGGCGGCAACAGAGAGAACGCGAGCAGGGAGCUAAUGCUGCCGAUCAGCAUGGACAUAGCGAAAAUUAUAUCCAACGAUUCCGACUCCGAGGAGAGCGAGGAGUCGGACGAGGACGAGGUGCCCGAGGCGUUACCGGAAGCUCAAGAGCUGCGGCUGGUCAGGCCCCAGGAUCGACGGCGACCAAUAUUCGUUAAACCAGUGCGAACCAUCGUGAGGCCGUCUCUCCCGAACAGGCGGAACGUUUACACAGGUUUAUCGAGGCCGUCCGUGAUGCGGCCGUCUAAACCGAAACCGAGCGAUCCGAAGAGGAGGCCCACCGAGAGCGAAUGCACUUUCUUCACGAAGACGGUGUGUCUCGAGGCCAACGAUUAUCCGCAUGAGGCGAUAAUAAGAAGUUUAAGGUCCAAUAAGGAAAUGGUAUCCGCAUUGUUGGCCGAUUACAAGGCGCAAGACGGAAGUGCGGAAGAAAAAUUGCCAAGCGCCCUACCGUUGGAGAACAGAUACGAGAGCAACGAGAUUAAAAGACGAUCUGACAAUCCCUUCGACAACGUGGAGGAGGGUUUCACUUGUCCGUCAACUGUCAAAUACGCUCGCCCGCAAUUAGCGAGAGCCGCUUCCGGGGUAUGGAAGUACAUAAUAAACACAGGUGAACACACCCAGACGAUACGACUGGAGAAAUGCUCCAAUCCACAGUCAAGUUGCUCGUUUAUCUCGGAAAACUACCGUUCCUCCUGCGUGCAAAUCUACAAUUACCACAGACUGCUGACCUGGGAUCAGAAACUGGGACUACACAUGGACAUAUUUAAAGUGCCGACCUGCUGCAGCUGCCACGUGCACGGCUACUCCGAGAUCUUCCCGCCGCAUCAGAAAGAUCCCCCGACGAAGCCCAAGGAAUCGUUCCCGGGCGCGGAUUUCGCGACCAUCAACGAUCAAAAGGACGACUUCCAGGAUCUCAACAAGCCUGUCAAUCUUCUCAAUCACGUCACCAAGUACUCACCCACCUUGAGCUUCGACUCCAGCCACGUGUCCAGCAACAAGAAGCCGGUGCUGGAGAUCAAUCCGACGAGCAGGCCCAGCUUUACUCUGUCUAGACCUAGACCGAAGAAGCCCGCGCCGAUCCCGCGGCCGUACGACAAAUUGCCGCAACAGCACGCGCCCAACACGCGAGCACCGGGCUACAAAGGUCCAUUGACCAAGAGCAGCAGGCCCAACCGACUCACCAGGCCGCCUUUCAGACGGGAGUCCACCGUCCACGAGGACUACACGGAGAAUUCCCGUAACAGCACGGUCAACCGAUACAGUCAGCCGUACGAUCAGGACGUGGAUGCCACGUCGAGGCUGCAGAACGGGGGCUUCGACGACGAGUACCAGGAGCCGCAGAGGAGAAUCAAUUACAAUUAUCACCCAAUCAUAGACUUUUUCAAGCCGGAAGCUUCCAUGUUGCAAUCCGCGGAACCGCAACUCGCCACCCAGCCAGCACCGGUCCAAAGCGACAAUAACGCGUGGAAGCCGAUGAUAUCUUAG
Molecule: messenger RNA, 1857 nt
Organism: Wasmannia auropunctata (little fire ant)
Lineage: Eukaryota; Metazoa; Arthropoda; Insecta; Hymenoptera; Formicidae
Gene: NT1
Exons: 10
Coding region: 1-1857 (618 amino acids)
Biological process (GO): regulation of Toll signaling pathway; central nervous system formation; innate immune response
Cellular component (GO): extracellular region
Molecular function (GO): Toll binding; growth factor activity
Source: RefSeq, a predicted model, not a curated record